AUGGACCAAAUUCAGGAAAGAAGUCCUGCUAGUGUUUCUUUUGAAGAGCUCCCGUUGGGGGAAUCCGAUCCCCCAUACUCGGCUUGGGGACUUUGGGGUAAAGACGAUGAGCUUGGCAGAACUAAUCUCAUUACUUCGGACAUCACACGCAAAGCUGCUCAAACAGAGAUCAGGACUGGUGAGGUUGUCCAACUCAACUUACCUCUGAACGUGCCUAUCCGUCCCAUGAACCCCGCAAGAGCCAAGCUGUCACAUCGUAUUAUCGUCAAGGAAUAUUCCAACGAUGAUGAGAUCACAAUCAAUACACAAUCAUCCACCCACUGGGAUGGCCCUCGUCACUAUCCUUACCGAGAAGGAAGGCGAUUCUACAACGGCUCUACACAGAGCGAUGUUGCCGGUCCUAAUAAAAAUAACCGUCUUGGAAUACAAAACCUAGCUGAACGACCCCUCGCAUCCAGGGGCGUGCUCUUAGACUGGGCAGACUACGCAGCAUCCAAAAACAAGACGUAUGAUGCAUUCGAAUCUUUCGAAAUUCCGUACACGGAGCUGCAAGAGAUUGCCGACAUGCGGGGCAUCAAAUUCCAGCAAGGAGAUAUUCUAUUUGUGCGCAGCGGCUACGGGCUGCAGUAUAACGCAUUGGAUGAGCCAGCCAAGGACCAGCUAGGCCUUCGAGAAGGCAGUGACCGCAAAUACAUGGGAGUUGCGGGCAGCGUUGAGUCGGCUCGAUGGCACUGGCAGGCAGGGUUCGCUGCCGUGGCGGGUGAUUCAAAUACGUACGAGUCGUGGCCGGCGGUGAUAGAAGGGUCUAGGAUUCGGCUACAUGAAGUAUUUCUCAACGGCUGGGGGAUGCCAAUUGGCGAGCAGUUUGAUCUAGAGCAGCUGUCCAGGAGAUGCAAGGAACUUGGGCGUUGGACCUUCUUUGUCACCAGCCAACCGCUUAAUCUACCCGCCGGGAUUGCUAGUCCAGCCAACGUCAUGGCUAUAUUUUAG
Clonostachys rhizophaga is the source of this 990-nucleotide messenger RNA. The record is from the annotation of a GenBank genome assembly. Lineage: Eukaryota; Fungi; Ascomycota; Sordariomycetes; Hypocreales; Bionectriaceae.